Carassius carassius (crucian carp) is the source of this 1414-nucleotide messenger RNA. RefSeq names its product B-cell receptor CD22-like. The transcript is spliced from 5 exons. Bases 12 to 899 code for a protein of 295 amino acids. Lineage: Eukaryota; Metazoa; Chordata; Actinopteri; Cypriniformes; Cyprinidae. The record is from RefSeq and is a predicted model, not a curated record.
UGCAAGAAGUGAUGGAGCAAGGUACAGUCAAUCUAAGCUGCUCUGCAGAAGCCCCCUGCCCGAAACAACCCACUGCAAUAUCCUGGUCUAACAUCCCUGAAUCUGCCAGCAUUACAAUAAAGUUACAGGAGAAACCUGAUAAAACCCAGUCAGUGUUUUCACACAUGACCUUCAAAGCUUCAUACAAAGAUCACAGAAAGAACAUCUCAUGUACUGCUACAUAUCCAAGAAAUACAUCUAAUGAUUCGACUGCAGAGACCACCAUGAUGCUAAAAGUCCUGUUUUCUCCAAAAGAAACUCACAUCAUCAUUGAUCCAUCUGAUUCAAUCUCCAUUGGCACUAAUGUGACUUUGACCUGCAAAAGCAAAGCCAGUCCAAAUGAAAUUAACUACACUUGGUUCAAAAGUGGACAGGAGAAAGAGCUGGAUUUUGGAGAACAACUAACCUUGAAUGUAAAUAGGAGGAGUGGGGGCUGGUACUUUUGCACUGCAAAGAACAUACAUGGUAACCAGACAUCAGAAGAGAUCCAGCUGAUUGUGGCAGGUUCUGCUUCCUUAGUACCAUUGUCUUUAAUCAUUGGCUGUGUCGGAGGAAUUUCAGCAUUUCUGUUUAUAUUUCUUCUGGUAAUGAUUUUCCUAAGAGUGCAAAGAGUAAAGGCAUCCGUUAAUAGGGAAACUGACAUCUCAGAUCAGAGUCAGGAAAAACAUGUGCAGGACAACUCUGUUUAUGCUAAUAGUGCUUUUGCAAUGGGUGAAGAGCUAGAGACGCCAAAGGAUGAGAAUGACAUGAUCCACUACGGAGAGAUUCACUUCUCCACUUUCCAAACCAAAAGCACCACAGAGAAGAUCUCUGGACUAGAAACAAUAUAUGCUGAGGUCUGUGGUUCAGGGAAGCAUUAGUUUACAUUAGAAUAAACAGUGAAUUGGGUGACACUUUACAUAAAGGUUCCCUUUAUAUAGGGUUUAUAAAGGUGUUUAUAAAUUACUAAUACGUCAUUUACAAAUGCAUUAUAAAUAAUUGAUAAGCAGUUAUAAAUGCAUAAAUAAAAAAGGGUGAUUUUAAUGCACUACCAGCCAAAUCAUUUUUAACUCACAUUGCUAUAAAUGCUUAAUAUAUUUAUUCAUACUAUUUUCACUCAAACCCAGAUUCCAGAUUUAUUUCAUGAUGCAGCGAGAGACUGAUGUGUGUUGUAUUUGUUUUUCUAAUUUAUAUCUCAUGACUUGUCUCAUUUUUUCUUGUGUCACCAGAAGCUUCCCUCGUAUCUUAUCCAUGAUUCACAGCAAAAAUUCAUGAUGUCUGUCCAUAGUAAUGAUUAAAAACUGAUAGAAGACAUAAAAGCCCAACCAUGACUUCAUGAGAUAUUAAUAAAGACAAUUUUAAUUUCAAUAUUAGUUACUUGUCAACUUUAAGGAAA